This is a messenger RNA of Glarea lozoyensis ATCC 20868, 1809 nucleotides long. RefSeq names its product P-loop containing nucleoside triphosphate hydrolase. Gene Ontology annotation, molecular function: nucleic acid binding; ATP binding; RNA helicase activity. Gene Ontology annotation, cellular component: nucleolus. NCBI's taxonomy places the organism in Eukaryota, Fungi, Ascomycota, Leotiomycetes, Helotiales, Helotiaceae. Bases 1 to 1809 code for a protein of 602 amino acids. The record is from RefSeq and is a predicted model, not a curated record. The transcript has 2 exons. Gene Ontology annotation, biological process: maturation of LSU-rRNA from tricistronic rRNA transcript (SSU-rRNA, 5.8S rRNA, LSU-rRNA).
AUGGAUUCUUCCGAAUUGCAAAACAAGAAGCGCAAGAGAAAGCAUUCGGCGUCGAAAGGCGAACCUGCAGAGGCUGCUCCCAAAAAUGUUGAAAAUGUGGUGAAGGAUAAAAAGUCCAAAAGGUCCAAGGACGAUAAAGCAAACAAGAAAGCUAAGAAGACCCACGAAUCCGACGAAGAGGAAGAGACUUUCGAAGGAGGCAUUUCGAAUGAGGCUAUAGACAUAGCUGAAGCAAAAGACAGCGAUGGGGAGGUUGUGAAUGAGACGCCGGAAGAUGAGGACGAGGUCAAUGGAGAUACAGAUCUGGUGGGGGGACCCACCACGGGCGCUGGCACACUCGCCUUACCGUCGACAGGAGUUGAGGCACAGAAAUUCUCAGAGUUGAAUUUAUCAGAAAAAACAAUGAAAGCAUUGGUGGAAGAUAUGAAGUUUGAGACGAUGACAGAAAUCCAGCGCCGAGGCAUUCCACCUCUUCUAGCUGGUCGCGAUGUCCUUGGAGCUGCGAAAACAGGAUCUGGAAAGACUUUAGCAUUUUUGAUCCCAGCAAUUGAAAUGCUAAGCGCAUUGCGAUUUAAGCCUCGUAACGGAACUGGCGUUAUUGUCGUAUCGCCAACAAGAGAAUUAGCCCUCCAGAUUUUCGGUGUCGCGCGCGAAUUAAUGAAACAUCAUUCGCAAACAUAUGGAAUAGUCAUUGGUGGAGCAAACCGACGAGCAGAGGCGGAAAAGCUUGCCAAAGGUGUCAAUCUUAUUAUAGCUACGCCGGGUCGUUUACUGGAUCAUCUGCAAAACACUCAGGGCUUCGUUUUCAAGAAUCUCAAAGCACUGGUAAUUGAUGAAGCCGACCGAAUCUUAGAGAUUGGAUUUGAGGACGAGAUGAGGCAGGUCGUCAAAAUCUUACCUAAAGAGGAGCGGCAAACUAUGCUGUUUUCUGCGACUCAAACAACUAAGGUUGAAGAUUUAGCCAGGAUAUCGCUACGUCCUGGACCUCUAUAUAUCAACGUCGAUCAUCAAAAGGAGCACAGCACUGUAGAGGGCCUUGAGCAAGGUUAUGUUGUGUGCGAUUCCGACAAACGAUUCCUUCUUUUAUUCUCGUUCCUUAAACGCAACAUCAAGAAGAAGAUAAUUGUUUUCCUCUCGAGUUGUGCUUGCGUUAAGUAUCACGCCGAACUCCUCAACUAUAUCGACCUCCCAGUCCUGGACCUUCACGGAAAGCAAAAGCAACAGAAACGAACAAACACUUUUUUCGAAUUCUGCAAUGCAAAGCAGGGUACGCUUAUAUGUACUGAUGUAGCUGCCCGUGGUCUUGAUAUUCCCGACGUCGACUGGAUUCUUCAGGUUGAUCCACCAGAUGAUCCCAGAGAUUAUAUUCACCGUGUGGGUCGAACAGCGCGUGGUUCCAAUGGCAAAGGAAGGUCCUUGCUCUUUCUCCAGCCAUCUGAGAUUGGCUUUCUUUCUCACCUGAAGACUGCGCGUGUUCCAGUCGUGGAGUUUGACUUCCCCGCGAAGAAAAUCGUCAACGUUCAAUCACAACUUGAGAAGCUGAUUUCCCAGAAUUACUACCUGAAUAAAAGCGCCAAGGACGGCUAUAAAUCAUAUCUCCAGGCUUAUGCUAGUCAUAGCUUGAGAACCAUAUUCGAUGUGCACAAGUUAGAUCUAGUCAAGGUAGCGAAGAGUUUUGGAUUUACAGCGCCACCGAGAAUCGAUCUCGCAUUGGGAGCUAGUAUGAGUAGGGAUAAGAAAACACAGGGACGGAGAGCUUAUGGUAGUCAGCCGAAGCAAGGUGGGAGCUUUAAGAAGAGGGGUACUUGA